Messenger RNA from Mesorhabditis belari, 1068 nucleotides. The record is from the annotation of a GenBank genome assembly. NCBI's taxonomy places the organism in Eukaryota, Metazoa, Nematoda, Chromadorea, Rhabditida, Rhabditidae.
AUGAAUUCUCAACCAAACUCAGUCUUGGGUGGUCUUGGCGGCGAUACUCCACAACAUGGACACGGGCCAGCAUCGAAUCUAACGUUUGCAAGUCAUGGAGGUCCCAGCUCGGUUCUCGGCCCUGCUUCCAUCAUUCGAGGUCGAUCCGACAGCAUUGGUGGGCCUGGAAGUAUGAUGCUCGGAUCCCAAACAAAUUCACAUAUGAUGUCUAAUAUUGCCUCGAUGUCGAUGUCAUUGAUGGGAGGCGGCUUCACACCACAAACAAACGAACGUCUGGGCGGACCAUCAAGCAAUCUCAACUUUGGUCAACUCAGUCAAGCCAACCUGAACAUCAACCCACCAAGUGUCAACGCCAUUGGACCAGGAUCCAUCUAUCAGGAUAUGAAUCCACAAUCAGUAGGAAAUUUGGCUGUUCCGAUGACGCCAUUAAAUGUUAAUGAUCAACAGUUAUUCAGAGAAAUGGUUCAAAACAAGCAGCAGAAUCCACAAAGCGUCAUGCAGAUGCAAAUGCCCCAGACACCAGCUUCUCUCGAUAUCCCAUCGCCCACGUUACAAAAUAUUGUUAGCACAGUUAAUCUCGGAGUUCCACUGGAUUUAAAGAAGAUUGCCUUGCAUGCACGAAACGCUGAGUACAACCCAAAACGUUUUGCUGCGGUCAUCAUGCGUAUCAGGGAACCACGAACGACGGCUCUCAUAUUCUCUUCGGGUAAAAUGGUUUGCACUGGAGCGAAGAGUGAGGAAGCUAGCAGAUUAGCGGCACGAAAGUAUGCUCGCAUCGUUCAAAAGCUUGGCUUUGAGGCAAAAUUCACUGAAUUCAAAGUGCAAAAUAUGGUUGGAUCAUGUGAUGUACGUUUCCCGAUUCAAUUGGAAGGACUUUGCAUCACUCACGCGCAAUUCUCAACAUACGAACCUGAACUCUUCCCCGGUCUCAUCUACCGAAUGGUGAAACCACGUGUAGUGUUGCUGAUUUUUGUUUCUGGAAAGGUGGUCAUUACUGGUGCCAAAUUCAAGAAGGACAUUGACGACGCGUUUUCACAAAUCUACCCAAUUCUAAAAGGAUUUAAGAAG